This is a messenger RNA of Talaromyces amestolkiae, 3096 nucleotides long. RefSeq lists its product as uncharacterized. The transcript has 5 exons. The record is from RefSeq and is a predicted model, not a curated record. NCBI's taxonomy places the organism in Eukaryota, Fungi, Ascomycota, Eurotiomycetes, Eurotiales, Trichocomaceae. The coding region runs from base 1 to 3096 and encodes 1031 amino acids.
AUGAAGGUGUCUUCGAUCUUCGUGCUCCUGGCGAGCACUGCCCUUGCCGGCAGACCACAAACCACUCCAUGUGAUGAUGACAAGACUACUUCAAUUCCUCAACCUCAGAGCACAGGCUGGGGAGACCACACUGAGACUUGGGUUUCUCCAAGCCCGAGUCUGAGUGUACAGCCUCACUCUCAGUGGCCCAGCUCUGAGGCCUGGCAGCCAUCUACCGAAGGCUCCGGCCAUCCCACGACUACUCCCUGCGAGAGCAACACGGUCGUUCCUGUGACCUCACCUGCUGGAGCUCCUUCGUCUACCGGUCUCAGCUCCCAGCCUUGGAUUCCUACCACAAUCGCUUCUUCUGCUCCUGCUACUGAUGUUACCACCAAGACUUCUACCUACACCACCACAACCUGCCCUGUUGGCACAACUACUAUCACUUCCGGCUCCAGCACCAUCACAGCGCUCACCACUGGAACCACCACUGUUGUUGUGACAGAUGUCAUUACAUGCACAAAGGAGGUCUGCCAGCCACACACUGUGACCAUCACUCCCGUCACCACGGUCUCGUCCGAGGUCUUCUCUACUGUUACUCGUACCUACACCACAACCACAUGUCCUGUCGGCACGACCACCAUUACAUCUGGCUCCAGCACCAUCACCUCGCUCACUACUGGCACCAGCACUAUUACCGUCACCGACACUGUGACUUGCCACACUGGUAGCUGCGCUCCUCACACUACGCCAUCUGCUACCGUCACCCUUCCAAGUGUUGCUAUCACUUCCGUCACUGGAACUACCAUUGUUACCGGCGUUGUCUCAUCUAGCUCGCCAGCUGUACCGGUCAUCUCUAGCACUGUUGUACCUUUCUCUUCCGCUCCUACUGGUGUUUCACCUACUACCGCUACCGUGGGAACUAGCACACCUGCAGUCCCUGGUGUCUCUAGCACUCCUGGAGUUCCCGGAAUUUCUUCCUCUGUUCCUGUUGUGCCUGUAUCUUCUGUCCCCACCGAAGUUUCGCCCACGACCAUCGGUACUAGCACCCCUGGAGCACCUGGUGUCUCUUCUUCCGUUCCGGUUAUUCCUAGCGGCCCCAGCAGCGUGCCUCACCGUCCCAGCACUACACCAUGCACCACUGGCUCCGUGCCUGUGGUUUCUGUUGGAUCUUCCUCAGUUCCUGUCAUCAGCUCUGCUGCACCUACAACGACUGCUUCGGAAGUUAUCACUACUAAGACGAUCACUUUCACAACCACCACCUGCCCCGUUGGAACCACCACAAUCACCUCCGGCAGCAGCACUAUUACCUCCGUUACCACUGGAACUAGCAGCAUUACCGUUACCCAGACUGUGACCUGCACCAAAGAGGUCUGCCAUCCCCACACUUCUACUCCCACCAGCGUCGGACCUACUGUCCCUGUUGUUACUGGAUCUGGCACUCCAGCCCCUAGCUCGGUCGGAGCUACCACUGUUGCUCCUUCUGGCCCUGCAACUACCCCUGUGACCACUAAGACUAUUACUUUUGUUACUACUACCUGCCCUGUGGGAACCACCACAAUCACCUCUGGUUCCAGCACCAUCACCUCCGUCACCACCGGAACGAGCAGCAUCACUGUCACCCAGACCGUCACUUGCACUGAGGAGGUUUGCCAGCCACACACUGCUACUUCUACCGCUCCUGGUGAGACAACUGUCCCAGUCACGAUUCCAGUCACUGGUACCCCAGUUCCUUCCUCUGUGGGUCCUACUUCAGUCACGCCUUCUGAGUCUGCUCCUGGAUCCGGUACUGUUCCCGUCGUGAGCGAAACUGGUACACCUGUUCCUAGCUCCGCUGGACCUACUACCGUUGGACCAACUACUGUCGGACCAACUUCGGUGGUCCCUACUACCGUCGCUCCUUCUGGACCAGCCUCCGAGUCUAUCACCACCAAGACCAUCACCUUCAUCACAACAACCUGCCCAGUUGGCACCACUACUAUUACCUCUGGAUCUAGCACUAUUACUUCUGUUACUACUGGAACCAGCAGCAUCACCGUUACGCAGACUGUGACCUGCACCAAGGAGGUCUGCCAGCCACACACCACUGGUGUACCCACGACUGUUGUCCCCACCACCGUCGCUCCCACGACUGUUGUACCUGAGACUACUGUCCCUGGCGAGACCACCGUUCCUGGCGAGACCACCGUGCCCGCUGGAACUACUGUCCCUGCUGAGACCACCGUGCCUGCUGAGACCACUGUCCCUGCUGAGACUACUGUCCCUGCCGGUACGAGCGUUCCUGCUGAAACCAGCAUUCCUGUUUCAACCAUUACCGUCAGCCCCAUCCCGGUGCCUUCUUCUGCAGGCGCUACUGGUACUUCCUCUGCCCCCGAGUCCGUGGUUACCAAGACUCUGACCUAUACCACUACUACCUGCCCUGUUGGAACUACAACCUUCACUUCUGGGUCUAGCACCAUUACUGCUGUUACCACUGGCACCAGCAGCAUCACUGUUACCCAAACAGUGACCUGCACCAAGGACGUUUGCAAGCCUCACACCUCGGUCGCUCCCACAACAGCAGUUGCAACAGUUACUCCUACCCCAGUUGUUGUCACAAUCACUUACACCACAACCACCUGUCCUGUGACCUAUGUCCCCACUACUAGCGGAACUUCCACCUUCAGCAUUCCCGUGACCGGCACAAGCACCAUUGUUGUCACUGCAGUGACCACCUCUACUCCUGCGGUGGUUGUACCUAGCACGACAACUGUCCCUAUUGUCCCUGCUGGCGAAACCACUGUUCCUGCCGGUGAGACCAGCACUGUUGUGCCAGUUCCUGUUGGCGAAUCCACCACUGUGGUCCCAGCUCCAGCUCCUUCCUCCGUCUCCCCCGAAGGUACCACUAUUGUCCCUCCGGCUGUUGGAAUCACCACCACUGUUCCCGCUCCCGCUGGCUCCACCAAGCCCGCUUCUUCUCCAUCGUUCACACCUUCUCCCUCUUCCAAGGUUGUCUCAACUCCAGGCUCAUCCACCCACACAUCCACCAGCCCUCUCUAUACCGGUGCCGCCCCAGCCGUCAAGAUUGGUUCAGCCGGUGUUUUUGCUGGUGCCAUCGCCAUCUUGGCUCUGAUUUAA